AUGGAGAGUCAGAUUAGAGGGAACGUCCUUAGUCAUGUCCCCAAUGGGAAGCAGUUUUGCUUUCCCUUCGUCUCCGGGCACUGGACCAGCCACUCACUGGGAAAACAAGUGCUGGUGGCAGAGCCUUCUGUGGUUCCAGGCCGCCUUUGCAGAGACAGGCCCAUGGAUCCAGUCCGGGUUGCUGUGGUGGGGGCAGGGGUGAUGGGGCUCUCCACUGCUCUGUGCAUUUCCAAACUGGUCCCGGGAUGCUCCAUCACAGUCAUUUCAGACAAGUUCAGUCCGGAGACAACGAGCGAUGUGGCAGCUGGAAUCCUCAUUCCCCAUGUUUACCCAGACACACCCACCCACAAGCAGAAGCAGUGGUUUAGAGAGACCUUUGACCACCUGCGGGCAAUUGCCAAUUCUGCAGAGGCCCGGGAGGCUGCUGUUCACCUGGUGUCUGGUUGGCAGGUAUAUCGGAGCAUUCCUACUGAAGUGCCAUUCUGGGCUGAUGUGGUUCUGGGAUUUCGAAAGAUGACAGAGGCUGAGCUGAAGAAAUUCCCCCAACAUGUGUUUGGUCAUGCUUUUACAACGCUGAAACUGGAAGGUUCUGCCUACCUCCCAUGGCUGGAGAAAAGGGUGAAAGAGAGUGGGACGGUGACACUCACCCGGCGAAUAGAAGACCUGUGGGAGCUGCACCCGUCCUUCGACAUCGUGGUCAACUGUACAGGCCUUGGAAGCAGACAGCUUGUGGGAGACUUGGAGAUCUACCCCGUGAAGGGCCAGCUGCUUCAAGUGCAGGCUCCCUGGGUGAAGCACUUUAUCCGGGAUGGGAGUGGGCUGACGUACAUUUUCCCCGGUGUAUCCAACGUAAUCCUGGGUGGAAGCAGGCAAAGUGGAGACUGGAACUUGACCCCAGAUGCAGAAAUUAGCAGAGACAUUCUUUCCCGAUGCUGUGCUCUGGAGCCCUCCCUCCACGGAGCCUGGGACAUCAAGGAGACGGUGGGCUUGAGGCCCUACAGAGCAGGGGUUCGGCUGCAGAAGGAGCUCCUGGCCCGGGAUGGCCGGAGGCUGCCUGUGGUCCACCACUAUGGCCACGGGAGCGGGGGCUUCUCCAUGCACUGGGGGACAGCUCUGGAGGCUGCCAGGCUGCUGAACGAGUGUGUUCAAGCCCUCAGGACGCCCGCUCCCAAGCCAAAGAUAUAA
Molecule: messenger RNA, 1185 nt
Organism: Pipistrellus nathusii (Nathusius's pipistrelle)
Lineage: Eukaryota; Metazoa; Chordata; Mammalia; Chiroptera; Vespertilionidae
Source: the annotation of a GenBank genome assembly